AUGGACGCUGAACAGAUACGGCGGACCAUCUCGCGAUCGACGCUGCAGUCCUUCCAGACCGUGAUUUCCACCCACGCCGUGCCCUACGCUCACGCUCUGCUCAAUGAAGUGGUGCAAUGGAACCCUGUUACCUCGCUGAAUCUAGCGCACGUCUUGGUGCGAUGA
Messenger RNA from Phanerochaete carnosa HHB-10118-sp, 165 nucleotides. RefSeq lists its product as uncharacterized. The record is from RefSeq and is a predicted model, not a curated record. Lineage: Eukaryota; Fungi; Basidiomycota; Agaricomycetes; Polyporales; Phanerochaetaceae. The transcript has 4 exons. Bases 1 to 165 code for a protein of 54 amino acids.